AUGUAUCCAUCAACAAGUCUGAUCACGACAUGUAUCCUGGCAGCCGGCAAAGUCCUCGCCUAUGAACCGCUCCAGCCAAGACAAGCCACCGACCCCGCCUCAUUCACCAAAGCCGUCUCCGCGCUCGUGCACACCUAUCUCCCAUCGGACUUGUAUGCCCGCCUGACGGCCACCGUCACGGCCCUGGUGCCCGCAUCCGAGGCCACCCAGGGCCCGGAGGCGAUUCUCGUCUCCGCCCUGGCAGCCUCUCCACCCCCGACGUGGCUCACACAGGCCUUCGGCCCGGACGCCGCCGUCUAUCAGUCCGGCUUGGCUCAAGGUGUCGAACAGAUCCGCCCUGGCGGCAGCGGCGGUGCCCCCACCACCACCACCACUACCGAGGGUCCGACCGAGACCGAGGCCGCCGCCAAUACUACCUCGUCAUCCAGCGAGGGUGCUGCCGCCCGGCAGACGCUUGCGGCGGUUGGUGUGCUUGGCAUGGCCGGCCUCCUGGCGGUAGCAUUGUAA
This is a messenger RNA of Pyricularia pennisetigena, 507 nucleotides long. RefSeq lists its product as uncharacterized. Lineage: Eukaryota; Fungi; Ascomycota; Sordariomycetes; Magnaporthales; Pyriculariaceae. The transcript has 2 exons. The coding region runs from base 1 to 507 and encodes 168 amino acids. The record is from RefSeq and is a predicted model, not a curated record.